GGCAAGGCGGUGCGCGCGCGCGCGGCUGCAAGGUGCCGCCCGUCUUGGGCCCCGUGGGCUUCCUGUGGGCCCUUCGCCGGGCGCCCCCGAGCGCCCCCGGACUCUGUGCGCCACGGAUUCCCCCGCGGUAAUGUUGCCCGGCGGGCGGGCUCGCCGGGCUCUUACUUUCGGUUGCCGCCGCUGGCCCUCUUGGUCGGCCGGGCCCGCCGCCGCGGCCGCCCGGGCCGAGUGUUCUGGCUGAGCCUAGGCAUCAGGGCACAAGGCUCCGCGGGGGCCGGGGUCUUGCAUCCGGGCGAGGGACUUCGGGCCCGCCCAGCCUCAUCGACGUGCGCGCCGGCCGGACCACCUAGAGUGACUGAUAGAUCAUUCAUUGACGCCUCUUUUCUGCCGGCUGCGAAGCAUUGUGUAUGCGGAUUGCCGCCCCGCCCUUUGUUGUUUCCAUCAAGUUACGUGAGAAGGCACGGAUCCAUGGAUAUCGGCCGAGGCGCUAAAGGUACAGAACAAAUGUUCAUGUGUUCACAUGUGCGGGUUGAGAAAGCAAAGAAGCUAUGAGCGCACCCAACUUUGCAACACCCGUGCGCGGAUGCGAUCAUUAACCUCUGUGCCAGGCAGAAGAGUGAUCGUCAUCAUCUCCACCAUGAAGUGGUGAAACAUGAAUCAUGGUUCUCACCGCUUUUCUCUUCUUCGCUUGCGAAGCGUGUUACGCCGGACGGGUCGGGGCUGGCGAAUGGGAGGAUCUCACAAGUGAGCAGAAGAGAAAAAUCCACAUUGUCAAGUGGACAGUGAUAGCGCUGCUAUUUGUCUUCUGGGCUGUCUUGCUAGCACUACACAUAGAGGACGACACAUUUCUGAAAUGGCUCUCAUUAGCCAUGCUGGUCGACUCUGCUGUGAAUUUGGUCCUGCAGCUUUACGUGCUACGGAAAGACCAGAUACGGAGGAGAGCGAGUUUAUGACGAGGCUCGUGUAUAAUUGAUGUCGGCGGCGAAGUUUGGACAGAGC
Molecule: messenger RNA, 999 nt
Organism: Amoebophrya sp. A120
Lineage: Eukaryota; Dinophyceae; Syndiniales; Amoebophryaceae
Source: the annotation of a GenBank genome assembly